Messenger RNA from Chelonia mydas (Green sea turtle), 2748 nucleotides. It is a transcript of the gene LRRC4B, whose product is annotated as leucine rich repeat containing 4B. NCBI's taxonomy places the organism in Eukaryota, Metazoa, Chordata, Testudines, Cheloniidae. The transcript is spliced from 2 exons. Gene Ontology annotation, molecular function: protein binding. The coding region runs from base 268 to 2205 and encodes 645 amino acids. The record is from RefSeq and is a predicted model, not a curated record. Gene Ontology annotation, cellular component: plasma membrane.
UUCCGCUCCCGUCCCCACCGCCCUCCCAGACUCCGCAGCAUCCAGCGCCGCGCGGCGGGGCCGGGGAAGUUGCUCCGCUGCCUUCGGCCCGCGCCCCCCCGCCCGGGCCCAUGGCGAGCGCCCAGUGAGUGGCCGGGGGCCGGGGACCCCCCAGCGCCGGACCCAGGGGAGGGGGAUGCUCCCUCCGCCGCGCCCGCCCGCCCCGUCUCUAGGUAUUUGAGAGCCUGCCCAGAGGAGGUUUUGCCCAUUAAAGCAUGAACGUUGGACAUGGCUGCCCCCCGUUGCUGCUCCCGGAGGGGGCCGCCGCCUCCCCGUCCCUCUAGGAUGCUCUGGAAGCCGGUCCUGCUGCUGGGGCUGUGGCUGCCCUCGCUGGCGUGGGCCGGAGCUUCGCCCACCCCCUGCCCGGCCUCCUGCUCCUGCAGCAACCAGGCCAGCCGGGUGAUCUGCACGCGCCGGGAGCUGGUGGAGGUGCCGGAGAGCAUCUCCAUCAACACGCGGUACCUCAACCUGCAGGAGAACAACAUCCAGCUCAUCAAGACCGACACCUUCAAGCACCUGCGGCACCUGGAGAUCCUGCAGCUGAGCAAGAACCUGAUCCGCAAAAUCGAGGUGGGCGCCUUCAACGGCCUGCCCAACCUCAACACGCUGGAGCUCUUCGACAAUCGCCUGGCCACGGUGCCCACCCAGGCCUUUGAGUACCUCUCCAAGCUGCGGGAGCUCUGGCUGCGUAACAACCCCAUCGAGAGCAUCCCGUCCUACGCCUUCAACCGGGUGCCCUCCCUGCGCCGCCUGGACCUGGGGGAGCUCAAGAAGCUGGAGUACAUCUCCGAGGCGGCCUUCGAAGGGCUGGUGAACCUGCGGUACCUGAACCUGGGAAUGUGCAAUCUCAAGGACAUCCCCAACCUGACGGCGCUGGUGCGGCUGGAGGAGCUGGAGCUGUCGGGCAACCGGCUGGACAUGAUCCGCCCCGGCUCCUUCCAGGGCCUCACCAGCCUGCGCAAGCUGUGGCUGAUGCACGCCCAGGUGUCCACCAUCGAGCGCAACGCCUUCGACGACCUCAAGUCGCUGGAGGAGCUGAACCUGUCCCACAACAACCUCAUGUCCUUGCCCCACGACCUCUUCACCCCCUUGCACCGGCUGGAGCGGGUGCACCUCAACCACAACCCCUGGCAUUGCAACUGUGACGUCCUCUGGCUCAGCUGGUGGCUGAAGGAGACGGUGCCCAACAACACUACCUGCUGCGCCCGCUGCCACGCCCCGGCCAACCUCAAGGGGCGUUACAUCGGCGAGCUGGACCAGAGCCACUUCACCUGCUACGCCCCGGUCAUCGUCGAGCCGCCCACCGACCUCAACGUGACGGAGGGGAUGGCGGCCGAGCUGAAGUGCCGGACGGGCACCUCCAUGACCUCGGUCAACUGGCUGACGCCCAACGGGACGCUGAUGACGCACGGCUCGUACCGGGUGCGGAUUUCCGUCUUGCACGACGGCACGCUCAACUUCACCAACGUGACGGUGCAGGACACGGGGCAGUACACCUGCAUGGUGACCAACUCGGCCGGCAACACCACGGCGUCGGCCACCCUCAACGUCUCGGCCGUGGACCCGGCCGCCACCGGCUACACCUACUUCACCACCGUGACCGUGGAGACGCUGGAGACGGCCCAGGAGGACGCGCUGCCCACCAAGAAGGAGCCGGGCCCCACGCCCGCCGUGGGCUGGGACGUGACCUACUCCACCACCUCCCUGACGCCCCGCUCCACCCGCUCCACGGAGAAGCCCUACACCGUGCCCAUCACCGACGCAGCCGAGGGCGGCAUGAAGGACCUGGACGACGUGAUGAAGACCACCAAGAUCAUCAUCGGCUGCUUCGUGGCCAUCACCUUCAUGGCGGCCGUCAUGCUGAUCGUCUUCUACAAACUGCGCAAGCAGCACCAGUUCCACAAGCACCACGGCCCCACCCGCACCAUCGAGAUCAUCAACGUGGAGGACGAGCUGCCGGCCGCGGCCGGCGCCCCCGGCGACAGCCACCUGGCCCUGCCGGCCCUGGAGCACGACCACCUCAACCACUACGCGGCCUUCAAGGCCCAUUACAGCAACCAUGCGGGGGCCCCGGCCUGCGCCAAGAACCCCCUGCUGAACUCCAUCCACGAACCUCUGCUUUUCAAGAGCAGCUCAAAGGAGAACGUGCAGGAGACGCAGAUCUGAGGACGGGGACGCCCCUCGCGGCCUGCCUCCCCCCCCCCGCCCGCCUGCCCCGGCCCCGCGGCCCGCCACGGGAGGGGGAGCGGGGAAAUGCCUCCGGGGAGAGAGAGACCCCCCUAACCCGCCCGCGACGGAUCGGCUCCAGUUGGACGCCAGGCCCCCCACCCGCUGGAGAGUCCCCCCACUUCCUGGCUCCCAUCCCGACUGCCUCUGUGUCCCCCACACACCCCAUUCCUGUCCCCCUCCCCGCCCGUCUGUCCCCCCCCGUUCCUGGCUCGCACCCCAACUGCCUCUGUGUGUCCCCCCACCUGUCCGUCCCCCCCGUUCCUAGCUCACACCCCAACUGCCUCUGUGUGUCCCCCUGCCCCAUUCUUGUCCCCCUCCCUACCUGUCUGUCCCCCCCAUUCCUAGCUCGCACCCCAACUGCCUCUGUGUGUCUCCCUGUCCCAUUCUUGUCCCCCUCCCUACCUGUCUGUCCCCCCCAUUCCUAGCUCGCACCCCAACUGCCUCUGUGUGUCCCCCCACCUGUCUGUCCCCCCCGUUCCU